Molecule: messenger RNA, 498 nt
Organism: Anisakis simplex (herring worm)
Lineage: Eukaryota; Metazoa; Nematoda; Chromadorea; Rhabditida; Anisakidae
Source: the annotation of a GenBank genome assembly
AUGCACUUUUUGAUCAUAACACUCAUUCACUUUCUUAAUUUAUUCUUUCCCUCAGUUUCAGGUUUAACAAAAUCACAGCGAAUCGCUAAUCAAUUCAAACAGUCGCAUUUGCGAGACGUUACACCCCCUCCAACUUUGCAUAAUCUCUAUCGUCAAGAGCGAUCGCAAAACGGUGAUCAGAUUGACUCAUUGAUUCGUGAUAUGGAAUGGAAAAUGAAAACCGGUGUCGGUGCUGCUGGAGAAAGUAUGGGUAGCGUUGAUUUUUGUGCAUGUGUCUGUGUUUGCAAAGAGCCUCAACAAGCUGGUUAUGUCAUCCGUUCCAUCAAUUCCUGAAAGUUUGCACCACGUUGUGCUAUGUGCUCGCAGCCAAUCAUACCCGAAGAAGGAGAGAAAGAAUCAGUGCGUGUAGUUGCAAUGGAUAAAAGUUUUCAUGUGAACUGUUAUCGAUGCGAGGACUGCAAUGUGCAACUUAGUUCGAAGCUGGAUGGCGAAGGGUAG